This is a messenger RNA of Morchella importuna, 1284 nucleotides long. RefSeq lists its product as uncharacterized. NCBI's taxonomy places the organism in Eukaryota, Fungi, Ascomycota, Pezizomycetes, Pezizales, Morchellaceae. The coding region runs from base 1 to 1284 and encodes 427 amino acids. The record is from RefSeq and is a predicted model, not a curated record. The transcript has 3 exons.
AUGGGUUAUGAGACUUACUGGAGUGUUUUCUGGCAAAACACUACCACCUCAUCAGAUUUCUUCAGUGAGCAUGACGAGCUUUCCCACUACGCUCCCAUCUUAGGAGUGAUGGCUACGAACAGCACCACAAGCUGGAGAAGACCGCUGUCAAUUGAUGCCGAAUGGAAAGGAAAGAGUAAUUUCAGAGACAUCAUGAUGAACCAUCUGAACACAUACUGGGGCGGUUGGCUUGCUUUUGGGGAACAGAAUCCAAAGGCUCCGCAGAAGUAUACCGAGUUCCCAACUCAAGCCACGACAGGGAUGACAGGGUUGGAAAUGGACGCUGUCUGCAGGUUGAGGGCCAAAGAGAGUUGUAUCAAUGCCUCUUCUACAGAUGACGGAGAGUGGUGUUACAUUCCUGCUUUUAAGGACCUAGCUCCGGGGGGACCUCUUCGAAGCAACAGGGACCUCCUGCUGAUCUCAGAUCAUAGGCCUUCAACUACGGAGCCAUCACGACCCUUGAUCUACCACGAACAUUGGCUCGAUACUUUACAUAUGUACAACUACGACACAAAAAGAGGCGCACUUGUGAAUCUUAAAAACCAAACAGUCAGUGAUCUAAAGACACCAGAUUACAGCACUCCACGGUUCUCUCGGGGGGAAACGAUCAAUUCAAAGUUGAAGAAUUGGGAGGCUGCUGUUGUACAGUCUUUUACAUUUUUUACUGGCCCAAUCUGGAUAAGUAGUAAUGAUUGGGCCUGUCACAUAAACCAUAUGGACAUAUCCGAGUUUAACCCGCCUCCGGAGAACCCGGUGCUAUCGCCUCAAAGCUAUAUAGAAGCUGGGAUGGUCAAGAUUGCUGUCGGUGGUUCAUGGUUCAAUAUGCUCCUCGACACAGAUCCAAGUAAAACCCAGUACCAAUCGAAAUUCUCCCAAGAGACCAUUCCCCCGGCCAUCAAAGAGACCUAUCCCGGACCACUACGCAGCUAUAGUUCAUCUUUAUACGAGCCUCUCGCCCUCUACCGUUUUGGAUAUGGUCGGAUCAUUAUGGCAGCUGCGACAGGGUGUAUUGUUAUCUCAUGGGGGAGCAUUCCCGAGUAUGUUGCCUUGUGUGUUGGCAGUCUGCCUCCGACUGAGGGAAUCAAAAACACCUGUGCGGGCAUUCAGAAAGCGGAGACACUACAGCGCAGGGUGAGGAUUGGGGAAACUGUCAACCAACGUUUAGAGAUAGCAGUGAUAGGAAGCGGUGACGAAUUGAACAUGAUGGAUGUGAAGAAGAGGAGGAAGUAUGGAGAUUUGUACUAA